This is a messenger RNA of Melopsittacus undulatus (budgerigar), 2948 nucleotides long. RefSeq names its product target of myb1 membrane trafficking protein (gene TOM1). Gene Ontology annotation, cellular component: membrane; endosome. The record is from RefSeq and is a predicted model, not a curated record. Gene Ontology annotation, molecular function: clathrin binding; ubiquitin binding; phosphatidylinositol binding. The transcript has 16 exons. Bases 168 to 1718 code for a protein of 516 amino acids. NCBI's taxonomy places the organism in Eukaryota, Metazoa, Chordata, Aves, Psittaciformes, Psittaculidae. Gene Ontology annotation, biological process: signal transduction.
GGGGCGUGCCUCGGCAGCCGGACCCUCCCGUCCCUGGGAGCGGCAGUGCGGGACCCGGGCGGCGGCCGCUGGCGUCACCGCGGGGCCCAUUGAGGGGCCCGCCCCGGCCUGCAGCGCGGAUCACGUGAGCAGCAGCGGCGGCGUCAGCUGAUCGCGGCGCGGCGGCGAUGGACUUUCUCCUGGGGAACCCCUUCAGCUCGCCCGUGGGGCAGCGCAUCGAGAGAGCUACUGAUGGGUCCCUGCGGAGUGAGGACUGGGCUCUCAACAUGGAGAUCUGCGACAUCAUUAACGAGACUGAAGAAGGGCCCAAGGAUGCCUUCCGAGCCAUUAAGAAGAGAAUUGUAGGGAAUAAGAACUUCCAUGAAGUUAUGCUGGCAUUGACGGUCCUGGAGACAUGCGUCAAAAACUGUGGCCAUCGCUUCCACGUCCUUGUGUCCAGCCAGGACUUUGUAGAAGGUGUCCUGGUAAGAACAAUCCUGCCGAAGAACAAUCCACCUGCCAUAGUGCAUGACAAGGUGCUGACCCUCAUCCAGUCCUGGGCAGAUGCCUUCCGCAGCUCACCGGACUUGACUGGUGUUGUUGCUGUGUAUGAAGACCUGAGACGGAAAGGCCUGGAGUUUCCCAUGACUGAUCUGGACAUGCUGUCACCAAUCCACACACCACAGAGGACUGUGUACAGCUCUGACUCCCAGUCUGGACAGAACUCCCCUGUGGUCAACUCCCCUCAGCAGAUAGAGUCCAUCCUCCAUCCUGUCACGCUGCCCGCCGGGAGAAGCACGUCCAGUGAUGCGCCCAUCACACCCACACCAGAACAGGUUGGGAAGCUGCGCAGUGAGUUGGAAGUGGUGAAUGGGAACAUGAAGGUCAUGUCAGAGAUGUUGACGGAGCUGGUACCUACCCAGGCUGAGCCUUCUGACCUGGAGCUGCUGCAAGAGCUGAAUCGGACAUGCAGAGCCAUGCAGCUGCGUGUUCUGGAGCUGAUUCCCCGUGUUCUCCAUGAACAACUCACUGAGGAGCUGCUCCUCAUCAAUGACAACCUCAACAACAUGUUUCUACGCCAUGAAAGGUUUGAGCGCCUCCGGACAGGACAGCCAGUAAAGGCACCAAAUGAGACAGAGAGUAGCCUGAUUGACCUGGGACCCAGUACUCCUUCUGCAGUGAGGCAGCCUGAAGUCACCAACAACCUCUCUUCUCAGCUGGCUGGAAUGAACCUGGGCUCAAGCAGUGUAAGCACAGGGCUGCACUCCCUCGACACCUCUGGCAAGCUGGAAGAAGAAUUUGACAUGUUUGCCCUGACCCGUGGCAGCUCGCUGGCUGAGCAGCGCAGAGAGGUGAAGUACGAAGAUCCUCAAGCCUCCAAAGGACUGGCUGGUGCCCUGGAUGCCCGGCAGCAGAACACAGGAACGCAGGGGGAGUCUGGUGCCUCUAGUGAUGGAGCCCAGCUGACUAAGUGGAUGAUGCGGCAAGGAAUGGUGCCGGUUCCCCAAGCCAAUUUCAUGGAAGACAUAGAAAAGUGGCUCUCCACUGAUGUGGGAGAGUCAGAGGAUGCAAAAGGUGUCACUAGCGAAGAGUUUGACAAGUUCCUGGAAGAGCGAGCAAAAGUUGCGGACCGGCUGCCCACUUUGUCCAGCUCCUCGGCAGGGACAUCCGUCUCCCCUCCUGCUGCCAGACAUCAUCGGAAGCAAGCAAAGGAAGAUGAUGCUAUGUUUGCCUUGUGAAUGCUAUGGACUGGUGUGCUGUGGAGCAAGAGGCUGUGUGUGCUGUUUUGCUUGCCUCUGACCAGGGGCCAGCAGGGGAAGGACUCUGUCCCCUUCCUCCACUCUCUUCCUGUUUUCCCUUUGAGUUGUUUUUAUUUUUAAGCUGCUUUAAGAUUUCAGAUAAUCUUUAUUGUGUUUAGGGAUGCCACACAGUGUACUUGUGAAGGGGGGUUUCAAAGCUGCUAGAGAGUGUGGGAGUUCAGUGGGCUUUUCUUUUGGUACAGUGUGGGCAAAGCCGAAGAAGCUGCCCAUCCUCCUCUCCAGUGGGGUAGAUAGAGCUCUUGCCCAAGAAGCAGGAGAGGCUGAAAUCAUUCCUGCCUGCCUCUUUCCUCCCCGCAUCCGUCCACCCUCCUGCCUGACAGUGUUAGAACAGGAAAGCAUGGGGAUGCAAAGCAUUACAGGUGGCAGAGGAGGAACACUAAUGUUAGAGGGGCCCUGUCGCUCUAGUCUCUUGCACAAGUGCUUGUGGUAUGCAACACCUUCCCACUCACAACCCCUUCUCUUCCUCUCCUCCUCCUCUCCAUUAUUUUACUCAUAAUCCUGCCCACAGCCAGAAUGUUUCUAUUGCAUGACAGCCAGUUACCAAAGCCCUCGCUGCACACAGGGCUUGGGCUGCAAGCGGUACCCCAGGCUGUCAGCUGUCUGAAGGGCUGUCUGCUGUGGAGUAGGAUGUGCCUUCAGCAAACUCUUUGCAGUUAAUUUAAUUCCCCCAUUAUUAUACUUUUCUCCCUUCUUUCCGCAGUGAGACCCCACCUCCCUCUCUCACAUCCACUGAUGCCUUCCACCACAUCAUGCUAUGGUGUGGGGCGUCUCACUGAGCCUCUGAUCUGGCCAGUGCUAUAGACUCCCUUAGGGUAGCUGUGUGUGCUGCUCCCUAAAGCAGGAGGCCCUUCCAUCAACACUGUUACUCCACAUUGUUGCUGGGAUCACUUGUCCAGCUGGUGGGCACAGAGGUGAAGUGAGACAUCAGUCAUCUCAUGCCAGCAAAGCAGCCCUGCAGCAGCCGGGAGCUCCUUUGCUCGUGGGGAGGAGAACCUUUCUGAGUAACCACACAUGCUGCCCCAUGAUAAAGGCAGCCAGGGAGGAGGAUGCCAGGCGCAGGGCUCCUGCUUGUGGGGUUUCUUGUCAAGCUCAGGAGGGUUGCCUUUUUUAUUGCACAUUAAAGGAGCAAAGUCUUGAGCCUCCCUUGGA